This is a messenger RNA of Ilyonectria robusta, 1488 nucleotides long. RefSeq lists its product as uncharacterized. The transcript is spliced from 2 exons. Bases 1 to 1488 code for a protein of 495 amino acids. The record is from RefSeq and is a predicted model, not a curated record. NCBI's taxonomy places the organism in Eukaryota, Fungi, Ascomycota, Sordariomycetes, Hypocreales, Nectriaceae.
AUGUCCAAGGGGAAUAGCCUCACCUUUAAUCUUUGUGAUAGCUUCGAUGGAUAUCCCAAAAGAGAAGCAGGGGAGAACGUAGGCAUGGUAGACUGGGGGCUUGGGGAGGUUAAUGCAAAGACCCCGGCUGUUGCGAUGGGAUCAGCAAAGUCGCUCGCCGCGUCUAGCCUUUACCAACGCUAUACGAUACACCGGCAUGAUCUAUCCGACCUCAGUAUUGGGUUGGGAGGAUCCCAAGCGGUUGCUGCUGGUGCCUGGAAGAGAAAUGCAAUCGUCUUAUACGCCGAUGCUGUCAACACGCUUAGAAGAGCUGACCUUGAGACCAGCGAUGCAGCGGGGCUUUGCCUUGCCGGAAGUCUCCUCUUGUCCCUUUUCGAAUGGGAGUCCGGGAGCGCUGGGUCGUACUUUGCUCAUUUGGACGGCGCGGAUACUAUCGUACGCUCGGCGUUUGAAAGGAUAUCACAGCUGCCAUGGGGGUUGUCUAUUCUACGAGGCUGGGCGAGCAUGCAUCACACAAGACUUACACGACAGUUACCCUUUAGGCCAUUGGAGAAGGAGAAGUGUGGCCCGUCGAACAAAAAGAUUGCAGAGCUUUCGAACCAAUUUCUCCAUGGCCCGGCCAAAUUGUCAGUUCUUCUUGUCAAGGCAUUUACGCUAAGAAAUCGGCUUGUCCUAGAGACGUGCCUCGAGGCGGAUGAAGUUGGGAACCAAUCUGCAGUCCAGUUUUGGCGAGAGUGGUACUCAAAGGUAUUCGGCUUCCCGUAUGUAGCAGAGUCAGCCGCCCACCACGGGGAAGAACUCACCAAAUCUGAGCUCCUGGAUAGUCUUGCUCAAAUCGAGACGCUUCUCUGCGCAUGGCGAGAGUCGCUCCCAGAAGAGGCCCAGCCGACCGUAUCUCCGACUUGGUCAAAGAAAGACCUCAAUAACCAGGAAAACCAAACACGUCAGAUCGCUUCCUGGACGUUCACAGACAGUGAGACUGCUUUGCAGUACUUGACUUACGUUAUGGGCCGGAUUCUAUCUUCCCAAGAAGUUCUAGACCUCUACUUGCUCGGCGGCGAUGUCCUGUGCUCCUCAAGGCCCUUGCAUCCUCUUGUUCUAGCCGCGCUUUCUACUAUAGAAGUCUUGGACCCGGAAUACUCUAUUGCCCACGACGUCUAUGGUAAUGGUCCUCUAUGGGUGUUCGCGACACUGGCAACCUGCGUCCCCGAUAUCAGGGUUGUAUGUCAUCUUUCGCAAGUUGUGAUGCCGCGAUUCCACUACGUGGCUCACUGUGGACCCCAAUUGGCCACCGUAACGGGGACAAGCCAGAUUCUGGGUUGCAUUAUGAGCGAGAUCGAAGCAGGAAGGCUGCCAUUUCUUUGUGACCCAGACGUGGUGUUGACCGAUGAUUUUACUCUUGACGAGAGUUCCUCGUCGUAUACAAUGAUGGCGGUUAUUGGACGUGAACAACGAAGGUUUUAUAAGGGUUUGGUACAAGUAGGCUAG